Molecule: messenger RNA, 342 nt
Organism: Haemonchus placei
Lineage: Eukaryota; Metazoa; Nematoda; Chromadorea; Rhabditida; Trichostrongylidae
Source: the annotation of a GenBank genome assembly
AUGUCUUCAGGCGUUCCUCACUACAUGUGGAUGGGCAUAUUGGAAGUUAGUGAAGACAAGCGACCUCAUUCGAAGAAGGAAGAGUUCAAGCGACCUCAUCCAAAGAAGGAAGAAUCCAAGCGACCUCAUUCGAAGAAGGAAGAAUUCAAGCGACCUCAUUCGAAGAAUGAAGAUUUCAAGCGACCUCAUUCGAAGAAGGAAGAAUUCAAGCGACCUCAUUCUGAGAAAGAAGAAUUCAAGCGACCUCAUUCGAAGAAUGAAGAAUCCAAGCGGCUUAAUUCGAAAAAAGCAUCACCAAAGUCCCACACUGCCGAAUUUUCCAAGAAAAUGAGUUGUAAGUGA